AUGGCUACCGCCAUUAUCCUCAAGAAAUACAGUUGUCUUGUGGAACGAAAAGCUAGCGAUUAUUUGUUAGGGAUCAAUCACGGAGAUCUAAUAGAAAUCAAUGAAGAAGUAUUUUGGAAAAAGGAAUAUAGAAGUGAAAGAAAACCUAACGAGAAACAAAACGACUUAGUCAGAAGAAUGGCUGACCAGAUGAAGAAAGAUUUGGUGAGCGGGAGUUUCCCACCCCCACCGAAGAGAGUUGAGCGCACCUUCCGUAGUGGCUUUCCGUCACUUUCAGAUUCCUUCAAGUCGCAUCCGCCAGGUCUGUCCAAGCCGUGGAUGGCCGCCCCUAUUAGUCAUGACGACACUAGCUUGGUCAGUCCUUCAGAAGCUUCAUUAGCAUUCGGGUCGUGGUGCCGCGAGACGCCUGACGCGAUGAGAACAGUUUCCAGCUCUCGACGAAGAGCCCAUACUCCAACCGGUAAGCAUACCGAGCGAAACAGCGAUCGGCUUCCACCAUUAUUUGAAGCAUUUGCAUCCAUGGACGAAGUAGCACUCGCCAUCAUGGAUCGAGUAUAUAGCUCUGCCACCCUUGAUUGCCUUAAUCGCGGAGAAGGCCCGAUAGCUCAGGACGUGGUUGUCACGAUACAUGAUCGCGACGUCACUCUUUCGACGGAGCAAUGCGAAGCCAUAGCAAUGGGGGUCGGUGGCUUUCCCAUUACUGCUAUCCAUGCGGCUUUCCGUACGGGGAAAACAGUCGCUGGUGCAAUCACUGCUGCUUGA
This is a messenger RNA of Necator americanus (New World hookworm), 762 nucleotides long. RefSeq lists its product as uncharacterized. Bases 1 to 762 code for a protein of 253 amino acids. Lineage: Eukaryota; Metazoa; Nematoda; Chromadorea; Rhabditida; Ancylostomatidae. The transcript is spliced from 6 exons. The record is from RefSeq and is a predicted model, not a curated record.